Molecule: messenger RNA, 819 nt
Organism: Klebsormidium nitens
Lineage: Eukaryota; Viridiplantae; Streptophyta; Klebsormidiophyceae; Klebsormidiales; Klebsormidiaceae
Source: the annotation of a GenBank genome assembly
AUGGCUGACGACUUAGCAGAGGAUGAGGUGCUUUACAACGACCUGGUUCCCAUCAUCUAUUGCUCGAAGUGCCAGCAGCUCAACGGACUCGAGGGGGAUGGGUGGACUCUUGCAAAAGUAAGGAGAGUAUGCAUGCUGGCAGGGCCUGCGUUCCUGGUCUCCAAAUGCUACCGGUGCAACAAAUGCCCAGGAAACAACUGCAAGGACUACCAGUUCCGGGCGCAUGAUGAGGGCGUCAUCAAGCAGCUCCCUGCAGCCCUCGAGUCCUCGCUCAACAUCCGCUUCACCCAGCAUGGGGCAGUGGAGGUGUCUCUGAUGGACUUCCUGCUUCGCAAUGUCAGCAGCGGCGUGUCGUUCGCCGAUUCAACGGAUGCCGUACAAGAGUUGCAUUACAUUACCUACAACCGAAGCAAGCUGGGCCACCUGCAGUACACAGCAGAGCGGGGAAGGCUGGCUCAAAAGCGGUCCUCCUUUUUCAUGGGCUCCGCUGGUGCAUCAGCGCAAGUGCCGCAGCCCCCAGACUUUGGAGCGUAUAAGGACAGGCAGGGGUACCGCGGCUGGGUGCCUUCCCGCUCGUACUUGACACGUAUGUUGCUGGCAUACCUAACGGAGCGGCUUGCGUGGACGAAGGAGCGCCUAGCAAUGGUUGACGAAGUCUAUCUCCGUGGCGAUCACACAUUCCGAUCCGCCUCAAAGGUCAAGACGGCUGAGGGGGGGAAGGCCUACGAGGCGGUCUACACUGUGAUGAAUGAAUUCAGCCAGGUUGCUGCUCAGUGGAUGGUGGGUGACACGUCUUUCAGGGAGAUUGAGGGGGGCCUG